This is a messenger RNA of Cimex lectularius (bed bug), 692 nucleotides long. RefSeq lists its product as uncharacterized. The record is from RefSeq and is a predicted model, not a curated record. The coding region runs from base 193 to 645 and encodes 150 amino acids. The transcript has 3 exons. Lineage: Eukaryota; Metazoa; Arthropoda; Insecta; Hemiptera; Cimicidae.
AAUGAAACGCAAUACAUCACAUGGGGUUUGCAAAGGGGUUGAGUCACCUCUUGAGUUGGUAAAAAAAUCAAGGAUUAUGUUCACGAUUAACAAGACACACAUAAAUCACGUCAUUUUAUAGUUUCUAACACAAAAAAGUAAUCCUGUCGAAGUAGGAAUUCAAAGACAACUUCUCGCACGUUUAAGGGAAAAAUGUCUGAAGCAAUAUUUUCUGAAAAGUCGGUAUCUGUACCGCAGCCAACCGAAGAAGACGCCAUCAGGCUUCUCGACGAAGCGAAAGAAGCCCUCGACGAAAUUAGAGAAAUGAAACUGGAGAAUUUCAUUAGGCCGGAAAUCGAGCUGGCCGACGAAGUUAUUGACCUAGAAAUUGUCCACACUAGCUCUGAGGCUGACAUAAUCGAGUUCUCUAAAAUAAUAUAUGACGCGUUGCCCAAAGAAAAGGAAGAAAAACUAUUUUCGAAAAAUGUUUCUGAGAAGAACCUGUUAUGCCCGGAUACAACACCGUCGCCGGCAGUCGACGUGGAAAUCGCACCUGUCAACAUCACGACGGUCACAGAAGGCAACCAGACGAUCCCCGAUAACCGAAAGCGUUGGGCAACCAUCAGAAGGAUAUUCAGCAGGAACAAAACAACUAACAAAAUAUAAAACAGUCGUUGUUUCAUUCUAGUGUGAAACGAUUGAAUUCAUUUGGA